CGCCACAAGCGCGACGUCACUCGUGUAUCUAUAGUUUCCUUCUGUUUUGAAACCCAAGCUUAGUGAAUAGUUCCUUGAGAAAUAUUGUAAAAGCGUUUGAGAAGUGAAAUAAAGUGUAAAAUACCAAAAUCCACAAGAUGGAAAAGAGGGUCGCCUUGGAGCUAAGAGGAAGGAAUCCUUCACAGGUGAAAGAGUUGAAUCUGGACAACUGUAGAAGCACCAACAUCAUCGGCCUCACAGAUGAGUACACCAACUUGGAAAUACUAAGCCUGAAUAAUGUUGGACUCACAACCCUCAAAGGUUUCCCAACACUUCCAAAACUCAGGAAGCUGGAACUCUCUGACAACAGAAUAUCCAAUGGCCUCAAUUUCCUCAAUGGCUGCAAGAAGUUGACACACCUGAACCUAUCGGGGAACAAAAUCAAAGAUUUAGAAACACUGAAACCCCUGGAAGAGUUUGAGUAUCUGAAGAAUCUUGAUCUUUUCAACAAUGAAGUCACAGGUAUCGACGACUACAGGAGUAAGGUGUUCGGUUUACAUCCAUCAUUAAAAUAUUUGGAUGGAUUUGACAAAGACGAUGGUGAAGUUGAGGACAGUGAAGAAGAAGACGAAUUGAAUGGAAACAAUGAUAGUGACGAAGAGAAUUUGGACAUAGAUUUGGGUUCACUGGUGAUAGAUGACGAUAGCAUAACGGAAAGACCAGCGGAGGACAGAACCACCUUCCCAAUGGUAUUAUACAGUGUGUAUGGGCUACUAUUCCACAUGGGUUAUCUCAUGAGACGUUCUGAUGUUGAGGAUGAGGAAGAUGAAGACAUUUCACUCAGUGCCGUCUACAAUGAUAAUCUUGUUGAGGAGAGCUCCGCCGGUUCGAUGUUCGACGGCAGCGACGUGUCCGACGAGGACGACGUCGACGACGAGGAGGACGAGGGCGAGAACGACGCCGAGAACGAGCACAACAGCAAGGCGCAAGGUCAGUGGCCCUUGGGCUAUAAUGCAUAUUGCUGCUUUACAUUAGGUGGUCGACGGUUGACGGCAGCGACUUGGCCGAUGGUUGACGGCAGCGACGUGUCCGACGAGGACGACGACGACGAGGACGAGGGCGAGAACGACGCCGAGAACGAGCACAACAGCAAGGCGCAAGACGGUGACGAGAAUGCAGACGGCGAGCCCGAGGAAAGCACUCGGGGUAAAAAGCGGAAACACGAGGACGACGACGAGAAUUGAGUGUUGCCUUAAGCGGAGUUAUCUUACUAGUUUGUAAGUGUACAGCGCUCCGAUGCAUCGGACAAUAAACCUGGGCCUGUACCGGCGGCCGUCGCCACAACACAUCGCGUUACGUUGCAGUCAUCCCUUAGACUAGUUGUCAUUUGUGAGAUUGAUUCCGUCACCGAACGAGGCUAGGUUAACUCGCUUUCACCCUAGUGUUAACGUGUCUGCGGACAAGAAACGAUUUAAAAUGAAAUGUUUUCUAUCUUUGAAUGUUGAUGUCUAUUGUGUGGAAUCUGUAGUUUGUUGUCCGACAAGUUAAUGUUUCAAUUAAAUUGUUUAUGUAAUAAUCAUUUUUUAUUCUAUUGACAUGCUUAAUUUUAGAUGAAUCAUUGGAAUGGAAGUGCAUGAUUUUAGGAUUAAAAUAGCUCUCAUUCUUAAACCUACAAUUUCAAUGAAUUAUAUUAGUUAGCUGUAAGUGGAAGGAACAUAAAUUAAAUAGGGUAAACAAAAUUAUUUCAUGCCCUUGGAAUAUAUUACAACAAUCCUGAAGUGGGCUCCGCCUGUUAAUGAUGACCAAUUUAGACUGAUAAAGACAUACACCACAAUGGACACUUAAGGUCAAUUUUCACAUAUAAAAUUGUUAAUGACUUAGUCCAUUAUUUUAUUUCCAAAAGUACAAGUGAGAUAAAUGAAAAAAUUAUGCCGCUUUAGGCAACACUUUGAUAUUAACUUUACUAAUAAAUAUUGUUUUAUUUGUUUUUAACAUAUCUAAAAUUGAUAGUCUACGUAUUAUGUGUUUAUUUAUUUAUAAGAUACCUGAUAUCUUAUUUCUUUCAAUCUGUAUUGCAAAUUUUAGCAGAAUAGCUUUUCCAGCGUUAUUUGUUCCUGUUCAAUGUGAACAAUCAACUAUAUUAUGUUUAUAAGAUUUAUUUUUUUAUAUAUUUCGUAAUCUCACUAAUGAUAACUGAUAAUGUUGAUCAGCGUUUCAAAUGAAAUUCCAAAGGGCGUAGUAAAUAACAUUAACCGAAUGCAUAAUUAGAUCAAUUUUUGAUGUCCGAUGAGUUCAGAGAGUAUUUUUCUACAAUCUUUUUAAAUCUUGAAAGAGCAAUUUAUGCACUAAGAAUAUCAAUGAAAUGUUUGGUUGAUACAUCAUGGUGAAUGUGCCAGAUAUGUUGAAGAGAAUUUUAGUUAAUAAUUUUAUUAUAUUAUGUAAGUCAUUAAGUUUAAGUAAUUUACAACUUGUCCUGUUGAUAUAUAUUAUAUAAUCCUAUUAAGACUUUAUUUCUGGGAUUGUAAAAUAAAAGCUAAACUUAA
This is a messenger RNA of Ostrinia nubilalis (European corn borer), 2522 nucleotides long. RefSeq names its product acidic leucine-rich nuclear phosphoprotein 32 family member A (gene Mapmodulin). Gene Ontology annotation, molecular function: histone binding. Bases 138 to 1223 code for a protein of 361 amino acids. NCBI's taxonomy places the organism in Eukaryota, Metazoa, Arthropoda, Insecta, Lepidoptera, Crambidae. Gene Ontology annotation, cellular component: nucleus. The record is from RefSeq and is a predicted model, not a curated record. The transcript is spliced from 7 exons.